This is a messenger RNA of Paramuricea clavata, 2533 nucleotides long. NCBI's taxonomy places the organism in Eukaryota, Metazoa, Cnidaria, Anthozoa, Malacalcyonacea, Plexauridae. The record is from the annotation of a GenBank genome assembly.
AUGUCUACUGAAAAAACAAAGGAAGUGUGUGGUGGAGUGGUAAAGGCUCAUAGCCUGAUCAAUAAAAGUCCCAUGCAACAUGCAGCAGAUCUGCAAAUGUUGGAGGAAAAAUCAGAGUUUAAAUCAGCAUUUUGUGAUAAACAGGUUGAGUAUGUCCAUGUCGAUGGAGGUUCUGUUGAAGCUCUCUCAAAUAAGGAGGUGCAGUUUUAUUGGACCCAAUGACAUCUUAUCAAGGAAAACACAAGUAUUGUUUUGACAACCCAUCAUAGUGGCAGAUCGUAUCUUAAUAGAGUUGAACUGGUAUUCGGUCGUUUCGCCAACAAGUUGUUUCGCCAACGUCUCGGGUCGAUUCGCCAACGCUCGUCCACGUUCUUAUGUCACCACGUUCUUAUGUCAGUUCGCCAACGUCGCGUAGUUCACAUAAAAGGCGUAUUGUGCGACAUUGUUACUGAUGUUCUUGUAUUUUGAAGAUCAAUUAAACACACAAAAUGCCUCGUUUCCAGUAAAUACAAUCUCCAAACCGAACUCGUAAACAAUAUAUGGAUUAACGGUAUCCUGAUUAAUAGUGUUGCCAACGGCAACGUAAUUAGUCACGGCUAGUAACCCCCUUGUGGGAAGAUAGUAUACUUGCAUGAACAUUAUUUUCGUGAAAAAUACAAAAAUCUUUCGUUUACUAUUCCUUUUCAGCUACAAUGAUGGGUUUUUUUUUCAUAUCCUCAAUUAAUUGCAAGAUGACUUUACUCUUCGGAAUUUGUUUCUUUUUAUAUUUUCUAAAAUCGUUGGCUGAACAAAAAACACUCAGAACAAUAACAUCUUGUAAACUCAAGAUACAAGUUAUUAAAAACAAGAUAGCGCAAAUAAUGGUGAUAUUUCAACUUUAUUCCAAAGUCAUUUAUAUCAAAGCUAAUUUUUUACAAGCGUGCCCAGAUCUUAUAUAUAUACACCAAAACAGGAAGAUGACGUAAACAGCUGAAAAGUGAAUAAGGUAACAAGAGAGAUAUUUACAAGCUAGUGUGAUUCUUACGGAAAGACAUGCAACUAAUCAGAGACAGUAUAACAACAGUUCUCGGUAAGGAUUUUUUCUCUCGGUAAGGACUUUUCUACCUGAAACAUAUAUCUUGCCUAUGUACUACUCAGUGCAACCCAAACAAUUAAAUUCAUUGUCUUUUUUGUCGUUGUUGUUGUUCUCAGUGUUUGGCUAACCUGUGCGAAAACAUGCAUGCAUGCAGCAUGAGUCAUCGUUGAAAGCUACUUCAUCCUACGCAGUCGCAGUCCUUUGUCUGUAGUUUGUUUGCACUGAAUAGCACACAUCGCAUAUAAAAAGCGUGAAAAGCCUAAAUAUUUUCAUUCACUUCUCAUUGGCGGCUGCUUCACAACACUACAUUUCCAAAACUUGUUCACGAUGGCCCAUCAAGAUUUAUGCAUUUGCUGCAAGGAUCCCGUCCGAGCAAGACAAGAAGGCAUUCAGUGCGAUGGAUGUGACAGAUGGCAGCACAGAACCUGCAACAGUGGGAUUUCUCAACACCAAUACAGAAACGCUGUCAGAAAUGGGCAGGUUAUUGACUGGCGUUGUGUCGACUGCAUGAACAUGAGCGCGGGAAUUCUUUUGCGACUUGCUGAGAGUUCAAGAGUUGGCCAAGGUAACUAUAUCUAAGUUAUUUAAGAAAUAAAAAAAAAAUUUCCGUGUUUGUAUGCAGAAUAUAGAAACAUGCAUGGUAGUUUGAGAGAAUGAGAAAUAAUUAGUGGGAAAACGAGCUCGUAGGCCGAGUUCUUGCACGUUAUUUUGAGUUCUCCCAAACUACCACAAGUUUUUCUAUAACUGUGGUGGAAAAUUAUCGUUUUGCAGAGUUUUGUGGACACUCUAUUACAUCAGUCACUUGUCAUGCCAGCGACAACUAACGACCAAAAUCCAAAUGGAAACUAGGCUUUAGUUAAUAUUAGUAAAAUUUAUUGUAAAUAUCUUAGUAAACCUUAUAGUAAAAUUUUAGUAAACCUCAUAGAAAAUUAAUUAAACAAAUUCAAAGCUAUGAUAUAGUUGAUCAAUUGCAUGCACAGAGACUUAUUAUUUGCCACAAUAAUACUGUGUAUAUCAUCACUUAAUUUUGUAGGCUCAUCACUGACCAGGACGGAUAGAAAUAAUUAUAUAAAAAUACAAAAUACCUGCUGUCCAUAAGUGCCGUACAGUUUAUAUCAUGUCUUUGCGAAUCGACUCGAGACGUUGGCGAACUGACCGUUGGCAAAACGACUGUAAUUUGUUGAACUACUCAAUGGCUGCUUGGCAGUGGCCUACUGCAAUCUCUUCAUUCCAUCUACUCUUAGACGCCCGUGUUAUACCAAACAGGGGUUAGACAAGGAACAAUUAGCAAAAAAGUUGGAGUUAGCUAUGGAUGUUUACAUAAAGAAAGUUAAUGGCACACCAUUGAUGCUUGUCAAAGUUGCAAAGACUUCCAAAGUUGCUCACUUAUCUAGGUGGCAAGAAAAUCGAGAAGCAGGCCCUGAAAGAGAACGAUGUGACACUGUACAACUACUUUGA